AUGAAAGACAAAUGUCUAAGUAAAUAUUGCCCGAAGCAUUGUAAGUCAAGCUACAGGUUAGGAAAGAAAGCUGCUGAGAUGCUAGAGAAGGUAGAUCAGUUGGCAACAGAGGGCAAAAGGUUUGGCGAAAAUCUUAAAAUUGCUCACACAAUACCACCCGAGCCAAUUGAGAUGCCUCAAGAUGAAGUAGUGGGGUUAGAUUUGAUGUUUAAUAAGGUAUGGAAGAGCAUUGAAGAAGAGAAUGUUGGCAUUAUUGGUUUACAUGGGAUGGGCGGGGUAGGAAAGACUACCUUGUUAAAGAGAAUUAACAAUGAACUUGGGAAGAGGAGGCAAGAAUUUGAUUUUGUGAUGUGGGUUGUGGUGUCAAAAGAGCCCAAUUUGGAUAGUAUCAUGGACAAUAUUAGAAAAUUGGUUGGGAUUGGCGAUGACAUUUGGAAUCGCUGUGGUAAUCAGCUUGAAAAAGCAGCAAAGAUUUAUAGGGUCCUCAACCAAAAGAAAUUUGCCUUAUUAUUGGAUGACAUGUGGGAUGAGAUGGACUUGAGCUUGGCAGGAGUGCCACGUCCAGGGAAAACUAAUUGUCAAUCCAAAGUGUUAUUCACAACUCGGUCAGAAAAUGUGUGUGCAAAAAUGCAAGCUAAAAGAACAUUCAAGGUAGAAGCUUUGACAGAGGAAGAAGCCACAAAGUUAUUUUGCAUGAAAGUUGGUGAGGACACUUUGAGGUCAGACCCUAGUAUUCCAAAGCUUGCAGAGAAGAUGGCUAAAGAAUGUAGAAGGCUACCACUUGCGCUAAUUGUGGUAGGAAGUGCCAUGGCUGGAGUGAAGAGUGUGGAGGCUUGGGAACAUUCAAUAAAGAACUUAACAAGUUCUUCACUAACUGCACCAGAUUUGGAGAAGAAAGUAUUCUCCGUCCUCAAAUUUAGCUAUGACCGAUUGGAUGAGGUGCAAAAGCGUUGCUUCUUGUAUUGUGCAUUGUACCCGGAAGAUUGUGAAAUUCGAGUUCUCAAGCUCAUCGACAGAUGGAUGUUGGAGAAAUUUCUUUGUAAAGAUAUGACAGAGAGUGUGCAAGAUAUGUAUGGUCAUGGUGAGUCUAUUAUUGAAAAGUUGAAGCUUUCGUGCUUGUUAGAAACUGUUAAAGAUGAUAUUUUUAUGUUACGUACAGUUAAAAUGCAUGAUAUGAUUCGUGACAUGGCACUUUGGAUAGCACGUGAUCAAGAUAAUAUGAAAUUUAUGCAAAGAAUUUCAAUCAUGAAUAAUUGGGAAUUAGGAAAAAUCCGAGAUCCUCCAAAUGCCACAACAGUAGUUUUAUCGAAUAGAAGUGGUGUCACACAUCUGGAAGAUAUUAAACACAUGAAAAGAUUGAAAGUCUUGGACAUACGUGUCACAGGACCAUUACUUGGCGACAUUGGGGGUUUAGUUUCUUUGGAAUAUCUUUCUGUGUUUACUUAUGAGAGUUUCGACGCAGAGUUUGUGAAUAACUUGCAGUACUUGACAAAUUUAAAGCUUCUUAGCUUGGAUGCAUAUGUGAAAUCUUUUCCAUUGGGAGUGCUAUCUAGUCUUCAACAAUUAAGAGUGGUUAGACUGUUCAACAUAGAAUAUUCAAAAGAGAGAGGUAUUUUAGAAGAGUUGGAGUGCCUACCAAGUAUUGGGGAAUUAUGCAUAGGAAUAACAAGUAAAGAUGGUCUGAAAAAAUUAUUGGAGUCAGCCAAACUGCAAAGUUGCAUAUACAGCCUUCAGAUUGGCUUCUCCUACGAGAAUGAUGUGAUGCCUUUAUCAUUUGCGUUCUUAUCACAAAUGAAGCAGCUACGGGAAUUUCAUCUCGUGUUGUUGGAGAUUAGAAGAGAGCAAUAUUCUUUUGUUUUUGAUACAGGUUGUCUAAUCAAGCUCCGAAAAGUGACAAUUAGUUGUUGUUCACUAACUCAUGUGACAUGGCUCAAGUAUGCUCCACUUCUUCAAGAACUUGAGAUUUCUAAGUGUCAGUCAAUGGAAGAAGUGAUAAAAGAAGAAGAAGAUGAUGAAGACUACUCAAUAAAGAAUAAUGAGAAUGUGGAUUCUUCUUCUUCUUCUUCUUCUGUAUUCUCUUCUAUUGUCACACUGCGUUUGGAGUACUUACCAAUACUUGAGAGCAUUCAAAAGGCACCCUUGCCUUUUCCUUCCCUCAGAUCCAUUACGAUAGUCUGGUGUCAAAAGUUGAACAAGCUACCACUCGAUUCCAACUCUGCCAAACAUAAGUUGACACAUAUCCAUGGAUCUCAAGAUUGGUGGGACAAGUUGGAAUGGGAUGACCCUGCAGCAAAGCACAAAUUCCAAUCAAAGUUUAAACCUUACUGA
This is a messenger RNA of Neltuma alba, 2328 nucleotides long. RefSeq names its product disease resistance protein SUMM2-like. The record is from RefSeq and is a predicted model, not a curated record. Bases 1 to 2328 code for a protein of 775 amino acids. NCBI's taxonomy places the organism in Eukaryota, Viridiplantae, Streptophyta, Magnoliopsida, Fabales, Fabaceae. Gene Ontology annotation, molecular function: ADP binding. The transcript has a single exon.